ACAAAUCAAUUCCCAGGUCAGUUUUUGUUCAGAUACGGAGUGAAAUUGACAGAAAAUAAUUUCAAAAUCGAAAAAAUGCUCAAAUAUUUUGGCAUUUUGUUUGUAAUUAGUCUCACAGGAGCUGAUUCGCGUCAAUGGGGUUUCCGAUUUGAUCCGCCAGCCACAAAUGACUUUCCGAUUGUCGGGGUUCUUGCUCAAGAAAUCUCGCUGGAUAGUGCUGACGUCUUCGGAGACGAUUUUCUUCUCAAAUCUAUUCGUAAUCAUUGGCAAAGUUACAUUGCGGCGAGUUAUGUGAAAUUUAUUGAAUCACAAGCAGCCCGAGUUGUGCCCAUUUGGAUCGACAAACCACGAAAAUAUUACGAAAAAAUGAUGAAACGAGUGAAUGGCGUUCUUUUCCCGGGCGGAAAUGCUGAUUUUAUUAACAAUUGGGGAUAUGCACAAGCUGGAAGAUACAUUUAUGAAAUCGCAAACGAGAUGAACGAACGAGGAGAAUAUUUCCCGUUAUGGGGUACUUGCCUUGGAUUUGAGCUCUUAGCAUAUCUCGGAGCCAAUCAAACGGAUUUCCGACGUGUUUGUAACGCCGAAAGUAUCGCAUUAAAGCUAAAUUUCACUCAAAACUUUUCCGAAUCUCGCAUGUUUCGACAAGCGCCUCAGCAUAUCGUCGAUAUUUUGGAUUCAAAGCCAGUUGCGGCGAAUUUUCAUCAUUUUUGUUUGACUCCGGAGAACUUUACGUCAAGCGGAAUGGAUGCAACUUGGACUAUAAUUGCGACAAAUGUCGAUAAAGUUGGUUUAGAGUUUAUUUCAGCGAUGGAACACAAAAUGUAUCCUUAUUAUGGAGUUCAAUUUCAUCCCGAGAAGAAUUUGUUUGAAUGGCACAAGAGCUCGACGAUCGUUCAUAACUUGGAUGCAACGAGAUCUUCGCAAUAUUUUGCGGAAUUUUUCGUGCAAGAAACUCGCAAAAAUAAAAAUUCGUUCAAAACGGAGGGAGAAGCCAAUCGAUUUUUGAUUUAUAAUUGGCCAGCUCAGUUUACGGGGAAAAAUGGAUCGGCAUUGACGCAAAUGUAUUUUUUUAGUUUGAUUGAUACACAUUUGAAGAAGUUGGAUUAAAAUAAAAAUUAAUUUCAUUAUUUUUUUUUUUAAAUAAAAUUUAAAUUUAAAA
Molecule: messenger RNA, 1159 nt
Organism: Culicoides brevitarsis
Lineage: Eukaryota; Metazoa; Arthropoda; Insecta; Diptera; Ceratopogonidae
Product: gamma-glutamyl hydrolase A-like
Exons: 2
Coding region: 76-1107 (343 amino acids)
Biological process (GO): tetrahydrofolylpolyglutamate metabolic process
Cellular component (GO): vacuole
Molecular function (GO): gamma-glutamyl-peptidase activity
Source: RefSeq, a predicted model, not a curated record